Molecule: messenger RNA, 1002 nt
Organism: Caenorhabditis bovis
Lineage: Eukaryota; Metazoa; Nematoda; Chromadorea; Rhabditida; Rhabditidae
Source: the annotation of a GenBank genome assembly
AUGUCGCACGUCGUCGACGAGAAUCAAGCAUUCAUCGAUGAAUGGACGAUCAGCUCACGUCUUCUAUUCUACACCGUCGUCAUCAUCAGCGUGAUGGCGUUGCCGAUGCUCGUCGCAAGUUUGAUCUACGUGAUGCUCCGCCGAAAAUCGCAAUUCGUUUCCUAUUUGUGCUCGAUUCUCUCGGCCAACAUGGUCCUUCUUGGCACACUUUUUGCAAGUGUCAUCAUUGAAAAAAUGAAUAUCAUUGAUGACUGGCUUCCGGGUUCGAUUUCCUGCAAAGCCACCGCAUUUCUCGUCAACACAUCGUCAUGCUUCAUUCAUUGGACUUGGGUGGUUAUGUAUGCGCAGAGAUUCCUUUUUGUGUUCUACCCAUUACGGGCGAGAAGGUCCCGCUGGAAAUCCUAUUACAUACUAACAGGAGUACUCAUCUCUUCAGCUUUACUUCAAUUAUGGACAUUAUUAUUUAUAACAAGCCGCCACGUGGAUGUAAGCUUCCAUGAUGUCGAGAGAAUAUAUUGCGGUGACGACCCGUCAUAUUCAUCAAGAUCGAAAAUCAUUAUAAUUUUCGUCGAAUGCGUCAUCGCGUUCUUCAUUCCGCUGACGCUCACUAUUCUUGCUGACAUCUCGGUGCUGAUGUUCAAGAACUCGUGUCAUGAGCAAUUCACGCUCGUCGCCAAUGAGGAGAUCGGCGACGGCACACGGAAGCAGAGCAACAUGAAAAUUGUCUCGAGUAAUACUAUCAGGAGCUCCGAACGUCGAAGAAGCAUGGCCAUCCGGCGUUGCCUGGCAUCAGCGACAAUAAACCUACUCCUAAAUCUGCCGAAUUAUAGCUUACAGUUGUUCGACGAGUUUUAUCCGUUAAGGAAUAAUCCAUCAACGGACGUUCGACGGAAGUUUUUAAAGAUCGACGCAUUCGUGUAUAUUCUCUAUUUAUUGCAAUUCCUAAUUUCUCCAUUAUAUAUUUUCAUUCUCACGCGAAACGUGAAACGAAGGCCAUCGUAA